AUGAAAAGGUCGAUCUCACUUGACCAAGAACAGGUCCUGGAGGGGCAUACGGCGGCCGUGCGCGUCGUCAAGUUUAACCGAGACGGAAGAUAUUGCAUGAGCGGAGGAUAUGACAAGAAAAUCAUUCUCUGGAAUCCAUACCAAUCCAAAUCGAUUUGUACAUACACUGGACACAGUUACCAGGUAUUGGACCUCGACAUCACGAGCGAUCACCUCCAUUUUGUGUCUUGUGGCGGAGAUAAACAGCCGUUUCUGUGGGAUGUCGCCGCUCGCUUGGUAAUUCGGAAAUUUCGCGGCCACAAUUCUCAAAUUAAUUGCGUGGCUUUUCAUCCUUCUGCAUCCAUAUUCGUCACUGGAAGCAACGAUCAGACAGUUAAGUGCUGGGAUUGUCGAUCUAGAUCAAUCGACCCCAUUCAGGUUCUCCCAGAAGCUAGAGAUAGCGUCACUUGUGUCGCAACCUCCACAAUCGAAAUUUUUACUACGUCAGCUGACGGAUGCCUAAGAACCUAUGAUGUCCGCAUGGGAAAACUCCAAACGGACUGUCUCGCCUGCGUCAUCUCCUCCGUCAGUCUGUCUAACGACGGGCAAAUUCUACUCCUCAGCACGCUUUCUAACAAACUCAUGCUCAUAGACAAAGAAGAAGGAACUCUCUAUCACGAGUAUAGGGGACACACAAACACAGAAUUCAGAGUCGACUCUACAUUUCUAAACAACAGCUCGUUCGUAGCAUCGGGAAGCGAAAACGGUGACAUAUGCGUUUGGGCUCUAGAAGACACUGAACUCCUUCUGAAAAAAAAAGCGCACCAAAAACUCCUAAUGGGGCUAGCAGCGCACCCAUACGGCAAACACCUCCUGACGGCUUCAGAAGACCAAACCAUCAAGCUUUGGACCCUCUCGACAUAA
This is a messenger RNA of Schistocerca gregaria, 903 nucleotides long. Its product is annotated as WD repeat domain-containing protein 83-like. The transcript has a single exon. Gene Ontology annotation, molecular function: protein binding. Gene Ontology annotation, cellular component: catalytic step 2 spliceosome. Lineage: Eukaryota; Metazoa; Arthropoda; Insecta; Orthoptera; Acrididae. Bases 1 to 903 code for a protein of 300 amino acids. The record is from RefSeq and is a predicted model, not a curated record. Gene Ontology annotation, biological process: mRNA splicing, via spliceosome.